Messenger RNA from Telopea speciosissima, 2483 nucleotides. RefSeq names its product cleavage stimulation factor subunit 77. The coding region runs from base 19 to 2367 and encodes 782 amino acids. The transcript has 23 exons. Gene Ontology annotation, cellular component: nucleus. NCBI's taxonomy places the organism in Eukaryota, Viridiplantae, Streptophyta, Magnoliopsida, Proteales, Proteaceae. Gene Ontology annotation, molecular function: protein binding; mRNA binding. The record is from RefSeq and is a predicted model, not a curated record. Gene Ontology annotation, biological process: mRNA 3'-end processing.
AUGUAAUCUAGAGCAGCAAUGGCGGAAGAAAGGAGAAAUUCGAUGCAAGAUCCCAGCGGAGCCGAAACAAAAAAGGCGGCAGACAAUCUUACUGUGGAUAAAUACAAUGUUGAAGCUGCCGAGAUUUUGGCAAACGAAACACUGCAUUUGCCCAUCUCUGAGGCUGCCCCUAUAUACGAACAACUCUUGUCAACGUUUCCAACAGCUGCCAAAUUCUGGAAGCAGUAUGUGGAGGCACACAUGUUGGUAAAUAAUGAUGAUGCAGUAAAACAGAUCUUCAGUCGUUGUUUGUUGAACUGUCUUCAAAUUCCUCUUUGGCGGUGCUACAUUCGUUUCAUCAGGAAAGUAAAUGAAAAGAAAGGUGCAGAGAAUCAGGAAGAGACUAGGAAAGCUUUUGAUUUUAUGCUAAGCUAUGUUGGUACUGAUAUUGCAUCUGGGCCUGUAUGGAUGGAGUACAUCACCUUUUUGAAGUCAUUGCCGGCUAUGACAGUCCAAGAGGAGUCGCAACGAAUGACUGCAGUGCGGAAGGCAUACCAAAAAGCUAUUGUUACUCCUACCCAUCAUGUGGAACAACUUUGGAAGGACUACGAAAAUUUUGAAAACUCUGUUAGCCGUGCACUGGCUAAAGGGCUAUUGUCUGAAUAUCAACCAAAGUAUAACAGUGCGAAGGCUGUAUAUAGAGAGCGAAAGAAAUAUAUUGAAGAAAUAGAUUGGAAUAUGCUUGCUGUACCGCCGACUGGAUCCUACAAGGAAGAGCAACAAUGGAUGGUGUGGAAAAGGAUGUUAGCCUUUGAAAAAGGGAAUCCCCAAAGGAUAGACAGUGCAUCCUCCAAUAGACGGAUUGCCUUUACUUAUGAGCAGUGUCUUAUGUAUUUAUAUCAUUAUCCUGAUAUAUGGUAUGACUAUGCUACAUGGCAUGCAAAAAGUAGUUCUAUAGAUUCUGCGAUCAAAGUGUUUCAGCGGGCUUUGAAGGCUCUUCCUGAUUCUGAGGUGCUAAGGUUUGCUUUUGCGGAGCUGGAAGAGUCUCAUGGAGCAAUUCAGCCUGCAAAGAAAAUAUAUGAGAACCUCUUGAGUAAUGCUGUCAAUGCAACAGCAUUGGCACACAUACAAUUUAUUCGCUUUCUAAGAAGAACUGAAGGAGUUGAAGCAGCUCGCAAGUACUUCUUAGAUGCCCGCAAAUCUCCAAACUGCACAUAUCAUGUCUAUGUUGCUUAUGCAAUGAUGGCAUUUUGUCUUGACAAGGAUUCAAAGGUUGCACACAAUGUUUUCGAAGCAGGACUGAAGAGAUUUAUGCAUGAACCUGGCUACAUUCUUGAAUAUGCAGAUUUCUUGUGCCGCUUAAAUGAUGAUAGAAAUAUCCGUGCCUUAUUUGAGCGAGCUUUGAGCUCACUUCCACCAGAAGAAUCUGUAGAGGUUUGGAAGAGGUUUGCCCUAUUUGAGCAAACAUACGGAGAUCUGGCUAGCAUGUUAAAGGUAGAGCAAAGGAGGAAGGAGGCUCUUUCUAGAACAGGUGAAGACGGAUCAUCAACAUUAGAGGGCUCCUUGCAUGAUGUUGUUUCACGGUAUAGUUUCAUGGAUCUCUGGCCAUGUUCAUCUAAGGAUUUGGAUCAUUUGGCAAGACAAGAGUGGCUUGCCAAAACCAUCAAUAAAAAGGUUGACAAGUCAACUCUAACUAAUGGAACCGGUUCUAUAGGUGGAGAGAAGGUUUCUGCUGGACUGGCAACUAAUUUAAAAUCAUCUGCUCCAUCUUCAAAGGUUAUUUACCCCGAUACUUCUCGAAUGGUGAUCUAUGAUCCAAGACAAAAGCCUGGCACUGGAUUUGUUCCUAAUGUGACAGCACCAGGACUUCCAUCUAUUUCUAGCUCGAUUACAUCUGCUCCAGGUGUUGACUUAGUUGGUGGUACAUCAAAGUCACUUGAAGAAAUUCUGAAAGUAAUCCCGCCGGCAUUGGUAACAUUUAUAGCACAAUUGCCUGCUUCUGAGGGGCCCUCGCCGGAUGUGGAUAUUGUAUUAUCAAUUUUGUUGCAGAGUAACUUGCCAACAGGACAAACUGGGAAAUCAGCAACUUCAUCACAAUUGCCAGCCGCUUCUGUCCCUAGCACAAGUGACCUUUCUGGCUCAAAUAAAUCGCGUCCCAAUCCAAGUAGUUCAUCGUUCAAACCAACCAGGGAUGUUCAAUCUGGAAAAAGAAAAGAUCUUGAUAGGCAAGAAGAUGAUGAAACUGCUACAGUACAAAGCAGACCACUUCCAAGAGAUGUUUUUAGGAUUCGACAGAUGCAGAAAGCUCGAGGAGUUACCAGUUCACAAACUGGGUCAGCAUCCUAUGGCAGUGCAUUUUCAGGAGAGCUUUCUGGCAGUACAGAAUGAUGUAUCAAAUAUUCUGUGUUGCAUUUUGAUAGUCUUUUUUAACUUUGGUUCUUAUUUUGGUCCUCUAUUUGUUAGCAGAUGCUUCUAAGCUUAUUUUCCAGUGAAAUUGAUUGUAA